Drosophila persimilis is the source of this 969-nucleotide messenger RNA. RefSeq lists its product as uncharacterized. Bases 19 to 897 code for a protein of 292 amino acids. The transcript is spliced from 2 exons. The record is from RefSeq and is a predicted model, not a curated record. NCBI's taxonomy places the organism in Eukaryota, Metazoa, Arthropoda, Insecta, Diptera, Drosophilidae.
AAGUUUUUCUUACUCGCGAUGCCAAGAGAGCGCGACGAGCGUCGUUUGCCCGGUCGGGAUCUCCGAGGCCGGGCUCACCAUCAGAUCGAGGCCGAGUUACCGUGGCCCGAACGCUUUUUCGCGGCCUGGUCCGGCAUCCAUAUUAUAGCGGCCGCAAUCGUUACGGCACUGGUGGCGAAGUUCAUCGUGCUAAAGUAUCAAGAAGCGGACCCUGGGCGAGACGCCCUGGUCGUUUCGUGGCACAAAGAUCCAACGCUGACAGUCUACAACUCAGUCGAGGACUCCUUGGACAUUCGUCGUAUCUUCAAGCAUAUUGGCGAUCAAGUGUUGAGCCGGAAGGAUACCCUCGACUACAUGCAACAGAGACUGAGUCCCGAUCAAAAGAUCCGUUGGGUGGCAUUGGUCGGCCCACCCGACGUUGGGAAGACCAUGAUAACUGAUGGCUUGCGCAAGACAUUCCCCUGGCAGGACAAAGUCUUUUUGUACUCUUGGAAUGCCAGCGCGCAACCCCUGAAAUGGCGAAACGAAAUAUCGCAGCAGUUAAUACACCAGCUUUCCAACUGCGGCACGAACCUGAUCGCGAUAGAUAUGAUCACAUGGGGAGACUUUACUGUGGGCAACACCUACAAGGGGAUGUUACUGAAUCGCUACUACAAUCUGAAAAACGGGAUGAAGAUGGCUACUCGUACGGAUUUGCUGUUGUAUGUCUUUGACUUGUCCUCCGAGAAUCUCGAGCAGCAGCUAGAAAAACUAUACAGCCGAAUAUCGAACGAGACGCCUAUAUUUAAGUUCCGUUCGCUUGACAUGGAGGGACUACAGAAUUGCCUCGUAGAGCAGGCCAGCUUUACAACCGAAUGGCCGAAGGCUACGCGGAUAAUACUGGGGCAGUUCGAAUGAUUCAACAACUGAUGCUACAAACCCAUCCAACCCACAAGAGGACACACAGCUUAACACUGAUCCACUCAGCAA